Klebsormidium nitens is the source of this 1995-nucleotide messenger RNA. The record is from the annotation of a GenBank genome assembly. Lineage: Eukaryota; Viridiplantae; Streptophyta; Klebsormidiophyceae; Klebsormidiales; Klebsormidiaceae.
UCCUGCAACUCGUCUUCAGAGAAAGACACCAUCUUCUCUAGCUCUCUGCGGAGGAAGAAGAGAAGGACUUGCAAGGAGAAGGGAGUGCCUUCCUCAGCAACCCUGUUUCGCCACGCCAACAAAAGUUGCACGCCUACACUCCGGAUUGUCGACUGUUUGGUGCUGUAUGUUCUGCGACGGGUGUCGGGUCUCUGAGUCGGGGUCAGAACGAGUAUGCUUUACGGGACUCCAAGAGAAGGACACAUGGAGUUGUGACUUACUGUUCGUCCACACGGGGCUUGCAGCACACUCCCAAGAUGGAUACAUUGCAGAGUAUCGUGGUUCAGAGGAACAAGCCGAAUCUGGUUGUAUGGAAUGCCUUGGUUUGCAUCAUGGCCGGCAUCUAAGACUUCGAAGAUUUGAAAGCAAUUAUGGCCAGUCCGAUACAACAUGCAGAACUGGAAGAUCACUAUGUCGACGAGCAUCUGGGGGCUCUACAUGGGGCGUUUGGAAAAGUCAAGGUUAUGUCAGAUCGGAAGACGGGAGAGAAAGUUGCAGUGAAACUGUUGCAAAGAAGCAAGGUUACUGAGCAGGUUGAACGUGAGAUUCGACAUUACCACAUGCUUCGUCAUCCUUGUGUGGUUCAGCUACGAAGGGUUCUCUUGACGCAGUUUUAUCUGGCUCUAGUCCUUGACUACGUGCCAGGAGGCAGCCUGAUGCGCUUUGUGGACAGGAAGUUACUGUCUGAAGUCCAGGUCCGCUUCCUCUUCCAGCAGCUUGUAGCUGCUCUUGAGUUCUGCCACAGACAGGGCGCCCUGCCGCGGAGCCUUUCUUUGGAUUCGAUCCUUGUGGGGGGUCAGUCGUUCCCGGAGCUGAAACUGACGGAUUUCGGCUUCACAGCGAUUGUUGAUUCCUUACAAGACGAGCACGGCCCAGGGAUCACUGUGUAUGCUGCACCAGAGGUCCUCAUUCGCAGUCAGAGUCCCACAGCGUUUAGGCCAUUCAAUCUGAAGGCGGCUGCGCAAACUGCAGAUCUUUGGUCGCUUGGUGUCAUUCUGGCCGCGCUUCUGUUCCACGCGUACCCAUUUUCGGACCCUGAGGAGCCGAAGAACGUGGACAGGACGUUCAAGCGGAUCAUCAACGCAGAUUACACCAUUCCUGAGGGCAUCUCGCUUUCUGAGCCGUGCAAAGACCUCCUGAGCAGGCUUUUCAAAGUCAAACCCGAAGAGCGCGCCUCCAUUGCUGACGUUAGGAAGCACGAGUGGUUCCUUUCUCGCAUCCCUAAGCAGCUGCGCGUACCGUACGAAGCGCUCCCCCCGGCUGACGGGUCUCAGUCUAUAGAAGACAUUAUCGAGAUUCUGGAUAUUGUCCGCAGCAAGAAGUUGCUGCUCUGAGUAUAUAAUAGAUAUUCCCAAGGCGAAGUCGUCAGUCCCAGUCAGGUCUGAGUGACUCGAGGGUCUUAAAGUUGGAAUUUGUGGAGGUUUUCUCGGGUGUCUAGCCCAUACAGCUUGAGACGUUGGCUACUGGAAAGGAGAGCACUGAAAGUUCCUACACUGAGAUCAGAGACAAGUAGCGGGAUUCCCUCCUCCGGUCAGAGUUGGCCCCGCUGCUGACUUCUGCUAGGUGCUCUAAUGUGUCUGCGUGGUUCCUCCGGUCAAGGUUCCCGCAUUGCACUUGAUUACCUAAGGAAGAACUUGUACAAAAUGGACAAGUUUUCCGAAGAUGGUUACUCUACCUUUCUUGGGUCGAUGUUUCAACGACCACGCUCGUUUGAGUUGCGCUUUCUGGGGAUGCAUGUGCGAUCAAAAGCUAAGAAGACGACUAGCUUGAGACAGCAAUGACAGCAAAGCCAGCGAUGGAUCUCAGUAGACCAUUAAACGCAGUGACGAACCUAGAAUGCCGAACAACGAGGCUGGACUGUUGCAGGCUCGCUGCAAGGCUCAUUGUGGUGCAGAUUGCUCAUGGCCAAGACUAACAUGUCUGCUGCAACUUUGACACUUGUCGUCACUAACUCUG